Molecule: messenger RNA, 429 nt
Organism: Octodon degus (degu)
Lineage: Eukaryota; Metazoa; Chordata; Mammalia; Rodentia; Octodontidae
Product: zinc finger protein 454-like
Exons: 5
Coding region: 157-429 (90 amino acids)
Biological process (GO): regulation of DNA-templated transcription
Source: RefSeq, a predicted model, not a curated record
UCCAGCUCAUUGUGCCCUGACUUCGUUAUAGUGGCUUCAGUCUCUCACCGCCGAUGUCGAGAAACUGCUAGCCUGAGGAAUCCUACGCCUGCAGAGCUCCCCUCCGACCUCCUCAGUGCUUUCCUGUGCCUAAGCGGAGGCAUUGGAGAAGAAAGAAUGGCUGUGAGCCACCUGCCCACCAUGGCCCAGGGCCUGGUGACCUUCGGGGAUGUGGCUGUGCUCUUCACGCAGGAGGAGUGGGGGCGACUGAGCCCUCCACAGAGGGCCCUGUACAGAGACGUGAUGUUGGAGAACUACAGCAACCUGGUCUCACUCGGACUCUUAGGACCCAAACCUGAUACGUUUUCUCAUCUGGGAAAAGAAUGGAUGCUGGAGGUCUCCUCAGGAUGCUUCUGUCUUGCUGUGGUCAACUCCAUCCUGAGUCGCUGA